Molecule: messenger RNA, 814 nt
Organism: Brassica oleracea var. oleracea
Lineage: Eukaryota; Viridiplantae; Streptophyta; Magnoliopsida; Brassicales; Brassicaceae
Product: protein DCL, chloroplastic
Exons: 2
Coding region: 54-665 (203 amino acids)
Biological process (GO): chloroplast organization; chloroplast rRNA processing
Cellular component (GO): chloroplast
Source: RefSeq, a predicted model, not a curated record
GCCGCUUAACCCAGUAGGACCUUAAACCCUAGCAAUCGUACGAAAGCUUGACAAUGGCGGAGCAACAAGAGAUCGUCAAUACCGUGUCGGCUGAAGCGAACCCAGACCCGAAAGCAGUGAUGGAAGUCGAAGCCGCGGCUCCAAAAGCCGAUGAGACGUCUGACAAGCGUGGGAGAGAGCAGACGGAGGAAACAGAGGACGGAGGCGAAACGAAGAAGCAGAAGGUGGGAGAGGAAGAGAAGUCCAACGGUCCGGUGAAGCUGGGUCCGAAGGAGUUUGUUAGCUCUGUGGCGAUGUUCGACUACUUUACCAAGUUUAUGCACUUUUGGCCAACUGGUCUCGAUGUUAACAAGUAUGAGCAAAUGGUCUUGCUAGAUCUGAUCAAGAAGGGCCAUUCUGAGCCUGACAAGAAGAUUGGGGGAGGGAUCAAAGCCUUCCAAGUUAGAACCCACCCCAUGUGGAAAAGCCGGUGCUUCUUUCUUGUUAGGGAAGACGACUCCGCAGACGAUUUCAGCUUCAGGAAGUGCGUUGAUCAGAUCCUCCCCUUGCCUGAAAACAUGAAGGCUCCCGGAUCUACCGGCAAUGGACAUGGUGGGGGAGGUCGUGGUGGUGGUGGAAGAAGAGGCGGUCGUGGUGGUGGUAGAGGAGGGAGAUUCAGAAGAUGAAUUUGCUUGAUGACUCUUGUUGCCUUGCUAUAGAACGAAAUUUUGGAGCUUUCAUGUUGAGUUCUGUUGCUGAAAAACUUAUUAAGUUAUGGUCUUGUCGGAUGCUAAUGUUAUUUUAUUGGAGAAGAAUUGUCGGUUUAUAUAUCACA